Molecule: messenger RNA, 3176 nt
Organism: Setaria italica (foxtail millet)
Lineage: Eukaryota; Viridiplantae; Streptophyta; Magnoliopsida; Poales; Poaceae
Exons: 7
Coding region: 249-2714 (821 amino acids)
Molecular function (GO): protein binding; zinc ion binding
Source: RefSeq, a predicted model, not a curated record
CUGGUGUGGAAAAUAUCAGGAAUACCCCUGGCGUCCGCAGCCCUAGCAAAUCGACCCCCCUUCGUCUUCCCCAUCCCUUUCCCCUUUCCUUCGCCCGUGGCCGCCGCCGGGCACGCCCACCUGGUUCCUCCUCGAAGCGGCUCCUCGCUUCUGGUGUUCGUGCUUCUCUCCGUUCCCCCCUCUCCUGGCCGGGGAAGGCGUGGAUCCGAACUUGGGGGGCUGAUUUCUCCUCUUGCUCUUGUCGAAGCAUGGCGGACGGGGGCAUUUUGGUAGCCAUUUGCCAAUAUGGUGGAGAGUUCACUUCUGGCCCCAAUGGUAACUUGAUAUACAAAGGAGGAGAAGCACAUGCUGUCGAUGUCACUCGUGAUAUGUCACUUGAGAGCUUCAAGGAUGAGGUGUCCAAGGUGUUCCAUGUUGAUGUCACUGACAUGUCAUUCAAGUACUUCCUUCCAAAUAAUAACAGAACUCUCAUCACAAUAUCGUGUGAUCGAGAUUUGCAACGGAUGGUUGAUUUUACUACUAGUGCUGCACAAGUGGAAGUUUUCUUGAUUAGUAGAGUGGAAAACAGGAGUAUUGUAACUUACUCUGGAGCAUCUGCAAUUAAACCUGGGACUACUGCACCUGGUGAUAACAAGAAAAGGCCACCUUCCAAAAACAAGGUUUCCAAAAAUAACAAGAAGACUCCGACUCCCAAUGUUCCAGGAACUGCAGUUCAAGCUAGCGCGAAUAAUGUCAAGCAGCCAAGACCGGUUGUUACUGAAAAUGAUGACAACAGGGUUUUCCAACUGGAAUUUGGAAGUGAUAUUGCAUUUGCCACCCCACCUGGAGGUGCUUCGACUGCACCAGGCAUUCUGGAUCAGCAAAAUCUUGCUCUUGUUGAUGCCACACCUAGGGACGCAGUUGGGCUUUUUGAUGAUUCUGGCGACCCGUAUGUUGGUUCUGAGAUUACUGCAGAACCUCAGCAUGGACUUGACAGUCCUAUUGUAUUUUGGGAUGACAUUAUCAAAGGUGUUGGCCAAGAGUUUGAUAAUGUGAAGGAUUUCCGUGCUCAGUUGUGCAAAUAUGCCAUUGGGAAAGGAUUUGCAUAUAGAUUCAUAAAAAAUGAAACAACUCGGGUCACGGUAAAAUGUGUUGCGGAGGGCUGCACGUGGCGAUUGCAUGCAUCUGAGUCAUCUCGUAACAAGAAAUUUGUUAUCAAGAAAAUGACAGAUGAGCAUACAUGUGGAGGAGGUAAUGGAGAAGGUCAGCGUCGAGCGACAAGGCAGUGGCUGACUAACAUCAUUAAGGAGAAGCUGCAUGAUAAUCCAAUGUUGAAGCCGAAAGAGCUUGUCAAAGAAAUAUAUGAACAAUAUGGAGUUACGCUAACUUAUUCGCAGGUUUGGCGAGGUAAAGAAGUAGCGCAGAAGGAACUGUAUCACGCUAUCAGGGAGACCUACAGCCAUUUGCCCUGGUAUUCUGAUAGACUUAUUGAGUCCAACCCAGGAAGUAUAGCUUUGCUGUCUCCAAUGGUGGAUACAAAAUUCCGUCGCUUUUUUGUUGCAUUCCAUGCUUCUUUGCAUGGCUUUGCAAGUGGGUGCAGGCCCCUCUUAUUUCUAGACAAGGUUCCACUGAAAGCAACAAAUGAUUACAAAUUGCUGGUGGCGGCUGCCGUUGAUGCAGAUGAUGGCGUCUUUCCAGUGGCAUUUAGCGUGGUUGAAAAUGAAAACUACGAUAGCUGGAUUUGGUUCUUAAUGCAGCUGAAAUAUGCUCUCUCAAAUCACAACUACCCUUACGAAGCCAUGACAUUCUUGUCCAGUGGACAAAAGGGUCUGGAUGCUGCUGUUUCUCAAGCUUUUGAAGAUAGCCACCAUGCCUUCUGUUUGCAUCAUAUCAUGGAGGAAUUCAAAGGCGAGCUGAGGAAGGGGCCAUGGUCACAACAAAUAAGAGAUGGCAUGAUUGAGGAUUUCACCCGUGCAGCUCAAGCAUGCAGCAUUGAGGAUUUUAAUGCAUCCAUUGAGAGCAUAAGAAAUAUAUCCACUGAAGCUGCUGACUGGAUCAUUGCAAGCAAGCCUGAGCAUUGGUCAGAUGCCAUUUUCAGAGGAUGCCGAUAUGAUCAUUUCUCCUCAAACAUUGUUGAUGCCUUCAAUAACUGGAUACCAACCAAGAAGGAGGGUUCAAUAGUGCUGAUGAUUGACUCCUUGAGAACAAAAAUUAUGGAGAUAAUAGAAUCAAGGCGUGAAGCUUGCAAGGCGUGGUCAGGGCCAUUGACGCCUUCCAUGGAAUAUAAAGCAAAGGAGGAGAUGAUGAAGGCUGGUAAGAUGACCGUGCUGUGCUCCUCUGAAACCGUGUUUGAAGUGCGGGGCAAUGCAAUUUUCGUUGUCAAUCUUGCAAACUGGGAGUGCACAUGCCGGAGGUGGCAACUUUCUGGACUCCCGUGUGUGCAUGCUGUUGCUGUCUUCAAUAGGAUUGGGCGAUCUUACUAUGACUACUGCUCAAAGUUUUUCAGAUUAGAAAGCUAUCAUUUGACUUAUUCAGGAACAAUCUUCCCAAUACCUGACAUGGAUACAGUUGAUUUUAGUGCUGGGGCAAAUUUAAUUCCACCUCCCAAGCCUCGUUCAUCGGAUAAACCGAGAAGGAAGCGGUUUAACCCCAACAAGGUCCCUACAGUUAUACGACUCUGCAGCAGGUGCAAGCAAGCAGGCCACAAUAAGGCAACCUGUGAAGCUAUUUUGUAGACCGAAGUAACUUUCUGCCCCUCGAAUGUGUAUAGUAGCAGUGUCAGUUUUUUGGCGGAGCAUGGCCAACGGGAAGAUGGUGGGUGGUUUUUGCGGAGCUAAUGUGGUGAAGAAAUUCCACACAAGCUGUUGGGUGCGCUGGUGGUGCCUGCCUUUUGUGGUUAUUACUUGGAUCUAAGGGGACAUGGGAUAUCAGGCAUAUGAUUCUGUUUAUGUGGGAGCUGUAGUUUAAAUUUUCUGUAGUGGGAACUCUCGGUAGGUCGAACAUCUGUUUACGAUAAUCGCUGAAACAGCUAGGUCGAACAGUUGGGAACUCUAGGUAGCCCGUAAUUUUAUCUUCUAGAUGAUGUGAUGCUUGUUGUCAUGUACUAGAUCUGUACGUGUACAUGCUUUGUUUGUUGUUGAUCGUAACAUUAGUACAGCUGUUGUGUGCGCACAUAAGUAAACGGUCAAGUUGUUGCC